Medioppia subpectinata is the source of this 1792-nucleotide messenger RNA. The record is from the annotation of a GenBank genome assembly. NCBI's taxonomy places the organism in Eukaryota, Metazoa, Arthropoda, Arachnida, Sarcoptiformes, Oppiidae.
AAUGUGUCGACAAUAAAGUUCGCCUCAAAAGUCAUUUUCAAAGCUCCGACACUACCAAAAGUACGGCCAGUUGUAGCCAAUUAUGGUGUGGCGCCCAACACUGCCUCCGCGGCCACUACACCGCCACCAAAGCCUAUUAACGUUACAAAAUAUACUAUAAUGAGUCCGCAAACGCCCGCUUCCGAUGACUCGUCCACUCCUUCAAAAGGAAAGCAUCGCUACGAGACUUCAUUGGGACAGUUGACCAGAAAGUUCAUCAGUUUAUUACAGAAUGCAUCCGAUGGCAUUCUGAAUCUGAACGAAGCGUCGACUGUAUUACAAGUCCAGAAGCGCCGCAUCUAUGAUAUCACUAACGUUCUCGAAGGCGUUGGGCUUUUGCACAAGACAUCCAAAAACAAUAUCCAAUGGAAAGGCGGUUCCAUCGAUGGCGGCCCUCAGGCCUCUUCGUCCGGCGCUUUCCAAUCCGAGUCCGUCAUCGCGAAGAAGAUUCAGAUGGAAAUGGAAAACGCGAGACUCGACGCCAAAGAACGAGAGCUGAACGAAUUGAUCGAAAUGGCCAACAAUGACCUCCGGGCCGCUCACGACAAUCAGGACAACAAGAGGUUCGCGUUCGUCACGUAUCGAGACAUUCGUGGAAUCAAAGAAUUUUCAGACCAGACUGUGAUAGCAAUUAAAGCCCCCUCUGAGACAAAGCUCGAAGUACCCGAUCCUAGAGAGAGCCUUCAAAUAUGGUUAAAGAGCGAAAAGGGAGAAAUUGAAGUAUACCUGUGCCCUGAAGACGAUGGUAUGACACUUAACUCUGAUGACGGAAAGGGAGAAUCAAUUCAUUCAGAUUUGAUGAGCACUAAUGGAGAUAAUCAAGAGAACGAUGGAUCUAAAGCUGAAGAGACGGCCCUAAAGUUUGCGUUCAUAUCAGAAGACGACGACUUGGGUCCGAUGGGUUCGAAGAGUUUUCUGAUGCAAACAGAAGACCAGUUGAAACUCGCCAAUGAAACCGCAUUGACCUCAUCUGAUCCGACCUCUAAUCUGCCAUUUUUGCAUUUAGAGCCUCCGCUCUCCGAAGAGGACUAUAACUUCACAUUAGAAGAGAGCGAAGGCAUCGCCGACUUGUUUGACGACGAUUUCUCCUUAACGUGAAUAUUGAUGAGUGAUUGUGUGAUUCGAUCGCUAGUUAUUAUUCCCCACAAAAUCGUUUGAUAUCUAUUUUAACGAAUGGAUUACUAUUUAAAUUGAAUAUAAGAUAUGAAAACCCAAACCUAAAAAGACAUUUUAACGACUGAUUUAUUUACAGUUAGCUAUCAAUGAGUACAUUAUUUAUAGUUUUUAAGGAAACAAAAUUUAUAUCAACAAUAUUAUUAAGUUUUAUUCAUAACACAAUACACAACACCCACUCACCCUCCAGGAGGCGUCUUAUGUUUAUGAAAGCCUCGGUUUUAAUUACUCCCUUAAUAUCUUAUAUUUUAUUGUAAAUUAUUAAACAUUUAAUGCUAUAAUUAUUUUUAUUUGUAAUGUAAAAUACAUUAACUGAAACAGUAAUGUAUUUUAUUCACCACUUUUUUGAUAAAUUAAUUACACAUUAUAUAAAUAUUAGUCGCUUUGACUGAACGUCCGGCGCCUUCGCUAUCCUUCCCGAACACCCGAUUAGAAGAGCGUCUAAAUUAAUUGUAUCGUCUUUUUAAUUGAAAUUUUAAUUUAAAAGUGUUUUAAACAAUGAUUUCUUCAUUUUUUGCAUACAAUUGUUUUUUGUACUCUUAAACCCUUAAACUUAUUUAUUAUGAAUUAUUUAAUCGAU